Molecule: messenger RNA, 273 nt
Organism: Lodderomyces oxycetoniae
Lineage: Eukaryota; Fungi; Ascomycota; Pichiomycetes; Serinales; Debaryomycetaceae
Exons: 1
Coding region: 1-273 (90 amino acids)
Source: RefSeq, a predicted model, not a curated record
AUGAUUGCACCACCAUUAAACUUUUUACAAUUAUCUACAGAAGUAAGCGAACCAUUUAUUAUACCCAAUGUAUCACCGGUUUCUUCACCUAAAUUAAUGGCCAAAAAAUGGCAAUAUAGCAUAUCAGAAGCAUUAUCUAAUAACCGCACAAAUGAUAGUAGUAGGAUGAGUCCGCUUGUUGUUGGUGUUGAAGAAAAAAAUGAAGAGGAGGAAUUGAUACCUGCAAGGAAAUUUUCCACAAUUGACUUGAACGAGACGGGUACAGCUCCUUGA